Thrips palmi is the source of this 3729-nucleotide messenger RNA. RefSeq lists its product as uncharacterized. The record is from RefSeq and is a predicted model, not a curated record. Gene Ontology annotation, molecular function: protein binding. The coding region runs from base 1 to 3729 and encodes 1242 amino acids. NCBI's taxonomy places the organism in Eukaryota, Metazoa, Arthropoda, Insecta, Thysanoptera, Thripidae. The transcript is spliced from 16 exons.
AUGAGCUCGGCGCAGGUGGCCGUCAAUCCCAGAGCACCGGGCCCGGUCAACGCCAGCGGCCAUCGCGGCCACCGCAGCCACCGCGGCCACGGCCACGCCCGCCACCGCGCAGAGUCCACGCCAACACCAGCGCCACGACCCGCGCCUCGCCAGGACGAGCAGGACUCGACGUCGGUCAGCUCGGGAGAGGAGGGUGCCACGCCACUGAUGUACGCGUGCCAACAGGGCCGUGAGCUUGACGUGCGCGCUAUGCUGCAGUCAAAGCCGAACCUGGCGCUGGAGCGUGACCGCACAGGCAAGACGGCACUGCACUACUGCGCCGAGCAGGCGGGGCCCGCCUCGGCCGCCCCAAUUCUACAGGUGGCGCCGCACAUGCUGGAUGCCAAGGACCAGGACGGCUACUGCACGCUCACGCUCGCCGUCAUCGCGGGCAACAGGGCGCUGGUCCGCUACCUGCUGGCCCGGGGAGCCGACGUGGACGCCCUGGACAACGAGAAGCACUCCGUCGUGCACUGGGCCACGGUGUGCGGCGAGGCGGCGGCUCUGGAGCUGAUCCUGGGUGGCGGUGCCCGUGCCUCCACGCCCGACCUGCACGGCGGCUACCCGCUGCACUACGCGGCGCAGCUGUGCGGCCCGCAAGGCGCCGACCUGGGGCUGGGCGCCGUGCUGGACAGGGGCGCGGGGCUGGCCGUGCUGAGGGCGCUGCUCGCCGCCGGGGCUCCCGUCGGCGUGCACGACCAGGACGGCAGGCAGCCCAUCUUGUGGGCCGCUAGUGCAGGGUCGGCGGACGCGAUCCUGGCCCUGGUCAACGCGGGCGCCAAUGUGGAAGCUGACGACAAGGAUGGGCUCACUGCGCUGCACUGCGCGGCGAGCCGCGGACACACGGACUGCGUGGAGACGCUGGUGGGGCUGUGCGGCGCCGACGUGGACGUCAUCGACUCCAACGGCUGCACGGCGCUGUUCUACGCCGUGACGCUGGGCCACGCGGAUUGCACGCGCGUGUUGCUGGCGCACGGCGCGGAGCCCAACCGCCAGGACCGCAAGGGCAGGACCGCGAGCCACUGCGGCGCGGCCAAGGGGCAGCUGGAGACGCUGCGCAUCCUGGCGGCCCACGGCGCCAACCUGUGGCUGCGCAACGUCCGGGGGGACUUCCCUCUGCACGACGCCGUGCAGUCGGGGCGCCGCGACCUGGUGCUGUGGCUGCUGCAGCAGCGCGCCGACGCCGUCAACGCGCCCAACAACGACGGCCGCUGCCCGCUGCACAUCGCCGCGCUGCACAACAACGUCGAGAUGUGCAAGGUGCUGCUGGACUGCCACGCGCUGCUCAGCCCCGUGAUGCGCUCGCCGAGGCAGCAGCUGCUGACGCCCUUGGACGCGGCGCUGCACCGCGGCAACCGCGGCGUGGCCAAGUACCUGCAGCUGCACGGCGGCGUCCCCGCCAACAGGCUGACGGAGCGCACGGCGCAGCUGCGCGGCGGCCAGGGCCAGGGCAGCGAUCGACUGACAAUAUCCGAGCCCGCCGGCCUCAACUCCCCCGACGUGACUGCCCAGGCGGCGCGGAACAGGUCGGUGGGCAACAGCCCCGCCAGCUUCUUGCCGGCCGCCACCGAGACAAGGACGUUCCAGGUGCGGCUCAACGACGACGUGGCCAUCCGCCACGUGGAGCACAUCGACGUCAACGGCGGCGUGGUGCUCAGCAGUGAUAUCCUGCGCUGGCGGGAGAGGGAGAAGGAGGACAAGCGCCGCUCCCUGUCGGGGGACUCACGCCGCGUGCCGUCGGCCGCGUCCAGGUCGCCGUCGGAGGACUCGGAGGACUCGGACAGCGGCAGGGCGGCGCGCGACCGCCGCACCAGUGGCAGGGCCAGUGGCAGAGCCAGGAGCAGCGCCAGGGCGGCCAGCGAGGACGACGGCGUGCGCAGGGCCGGGUUCAGCGAGUCCGGGCGCCACGCCGUCGACGGCGACCCCGAACAGGGGAACAGGAAGCGCGAGCGCUCGCGGCUCCGCACCAAGGACGACGUCCCGGAGGACGCCGCCAAGGAGGGAGGAACGACCAGGAAGACCGGGUCCGCCCCCAAGAAGCGCGUCACGUACAAGGCCGUGGCCAGGACGUCCACCUCCGAGCUGGACGGCAGUGAUGACAGCGACCGUGAACGCAGCAGGACGGCGUCCUCCGUGACGACCACCGUGACGCUGCGGACCGAGCACGUCCACCCACAGGGGCACGGCGAAAGCGCGGAGCACGUCCACCAUGAGGCCGAAGGGGCAAACGGCAUGCCGCAGGACGGCGAGCCCGAGUCGCCGGAGGAGCACGACGCAAAGGGAGGCAGGCCCAGGACCACCGUGGUGACCGCCAUGGUGCACCAGGAGGACGGCGGUCACGAGGAGGGGCCGCGGGACAGCAGCAAAGACGACAAAGGCAAUCGAGACCGCGGCCGAGGUCGAGGACGGGGUGCUGCAGGUCGCGGCGGCGCGGCCGAGACCGGGAGACGCGCGGCCCCGAGCCGCCACGGACGCGUCCAGGAUCACGACGUGGACACCGGCGGCGCUGACGUCAGCGGAGUGGUGAACGGCGACGACGUGGAGACGGUGAUGGGCGCGGACGCGGCGAGCCUGCGACUCAAGGGCGACGACGAGGACGCGGAGGCCGCGGAGGAUGAGGAGGAGGCCGGGUCGGAGCCCUCCACGGGCAGGAGUCGCAACAACGAGCAGCUCGUGGACUCGGGCCUGGAACCGUCGCCGCGCAGGGAGAAGCCCUCCGCAGACGCGGCUUCCGCCGACAGCAGUCCGACGCGGGGCGACGGCCGCGUCCCCAGGAUAUGCCGCCGGCGAAAGGACAGGCCGGGGUCGGCUGGCGACACGGAAGAGGUGUCCGUGACGCGGGCGGUGCAGCUCAGCAUGCGCAAGUACCACCUGGAGCGGCGCAUCUUCCACGAGCUGCUGGAGCUCAAGCGGCUGCAGAUCCGUGCGGGCCGCGCCAACGAGCAGGUCCUCGUCAAGCGGCUGGUGGACGACUACCGGCGCGCCGGCAUGGGCGUGGGGCUCACGCCGUUCGCAGGCACCUACACCUUCCGCAGCUUCGAGAAGUACCUCUACGACCAACUCCGCGCGCUGCAGAGCGACAACAGGCGCGUCAUCCCCCGUCUGCAGUCCACCGACGAUUUGGAAAAGCUGACGGCAGCGCUGCGGCGGACGCGGCCGCCCCAGAGCCUGAGCCAUAGCCACGACAACCCCCUGCAGUGCACCUCUUCCACGCACCGCUGCCACCACGCCGUGCACGCCUACAGCGGCGUCCCCUGCGCCGCCUACAUCCCCAAGCUGUCGCACCACUACAUGCCCAAGGACGGGCUGUACUCUGGCUUCCUGCCGCACAUCGAGGGGGCGUCGGCGCGGCCCUCGCGCACGGCCCCCGUCACGCUGGAGCUGAGCCACGGCCCGGAGAAGCAGGUCAUCUCGCUGCCCACCGAGCACCUGGCCAAGAACAAGCGGUACUACGUCACCUUCACCAUCAAGGGCGGGCCGCAGGGCUCCACGGCCGCCACCACGGCCGCCACGACCGCCGCCACCACGCCGCAGCCCCCGAGCUCCGAGACGCAGGACGGCGCGCCGCCCGCCUCGGGGCAGGGCCAGGCUCAGGGCCAGGCUCAGGGCCAGGCUCAGGGCCAGGCUCAGGGCCAGGCUCAGGGCCAGGCUCAGGGCCCGGGGCCGCCGAGGCACAACAAGAGCUUCUAG